GUACUGUCAAAACUGCGAAAAAAAAAGAUACGAGUAAAUAUUUUUCUGGUCAAAAAAUACUAAUAAGCCGGAAAUUAUGAAGUUAUUGUGUGAAUAUGUGUAAAAUAAAACUCAAAUAUAACUAAUGUGAGCGUAAAUUGACGCCACGUUGGUUUUCACGUGUUAAACGCGCAGAUCCUCUCCAUCAUGGGUCCGUGCUGCGUGGAAGGCUGUGAGGUGACUGGAGAGGAGACCUACUACUUUGAGUUCCCCACGAGCCGCCAGCUCCGCCGCAGCUGGCUGCAGCUGACGCGCGUGUCGGGCAAGCUGCCGCUGGGCGCGGUGGUCUGCAGCCGACACUUCCCCCCUCACGACUACGAGCUGGUGCGAGGCAGGGUGCGACUCAAGAGGAAGGUCGUGCCCAGUCUGCUGCUGGAUCUGACCACACCACAGCCAAAAGAAAAUGCCCCAGAAUCGCCGAAACCACCACAAUCAGAGGAAACUCCUAAACCUCAAAAAUCAUCACCAACACCACCCAAAUCACCACCAGUUUUGAGAUCACCACCAGCUAGAUCCCCAUCGCCAAUACCACCAAAAUCACCAAAAGUUACAGCAGCUUGUGACUCCACGGUCUCAGAUCUACCGGAAGACGAGCCUGCAGACCAGCGGACAGGUGGACAGACAGACGAACGGACGGUUGCACGGACAGACGUUCAGACAGACAAGCAAACACCAGAUUCAAGGCAUAGAACGGAGUCAAGUGAAAUAUGUAAAGUUGUGAACAAUGACAUUGGGAGAUGGAACCAUAACAUUGAUUUGGCUAACGUCCCCCUGCCCGACCCUCGCCAGGACAUCGAGGAGAUGAUCACGAACUACCACAUCAUAAACAAGCCGCUGGCGGCCCGCCCGCCCUGCCCGCCGCCCUGCGACCUGCUGGGCGGGCGGGCCGCCUCGCCGCUACACACCAUCGAGAUAGACGACAAGGAUCCCGUGUUCAUCGAGGUGCCGGUUGAUAAAGACAACCCAUCAGCGGGCGGCGGCAGCCAGGACUGCCUGAUGCUGCUGGAGAGCGUGCAGGUGGACGUGGACCCCGACAGCCUCAUGUUGCCGCACCCGGACGACCGCGAGCACGACGAUGACAACGACAACAACGACACGCCCGAAAGAAAAGAAGACCCAAUAAGCCUGUUAACAUCGAGCGAUGAAGACGACGUCAUCAUAGAGGAGCCGCACAUCGACACCGUCGAAGUGUCAGACGAGACCGACGAGGACGACGUCCCACUAGUUAAACUAGUCAAAAAGACCCCCAAAAAGAAACUACUCAAAAAGAAAACGAAAAAAAUCAACAAACAGAUACAAAAACAAGAAGAUUUUGAGAAUGUUAUGUGGAAUAUGUUGGAUUAUUACUGUAUGCAGUGCCAUUACUCAACUAAUAACAGCGUUGAGUACAAUAAUCAUAUGAACGAACAUUCCACAGUGCUACAAGUGUGCCCAAUAUGUAGCUACACGUCAGCCAGCAAGACUAUGUUCUCAAGACACAUCAGAAAACAUCGGGAAGAGAAGAAAUUCCGGUGCCACAUAUGCGACUAUCGGGCGAAACACAACAUGAGUCUCAUCUACCACUUAAAGUCCCAUGAUAGUGCGAAUUUAGAAAGUGUUAAGCGCGGUUUUAAGUGUAAAAAGUGUGGUUUCCAGUCAGAUGUGAAGGCAACAUUGUUGAAACAUGUGCGUUUGUGUAGUACGGGCGUUAAGAAGUAUUCGUGUGAUAAGUGUGUGUACGAGACCAAGAGAUGGUCGGACCUGAAGCGGCAUCUCACGAGGCGGCACAAGGAAUUCGGAGACGACGAGUGCGUCGAGGAAGCCAGUUGGACGUAAGUCUGAUUCUAGUUAAGGUUGUGAACGCUAUAGUUGUUUAGCAGUAUGUUUCUAUGUCUAGGUAAUGAUGGGCUAGAUAUGCCCUCGGUCUCGGAUCGCAGUUGCGAUCUAUGAUCAAAAUCCGUGAUCACGAGACGAGAUUGACUGUAGAUUGAUGGUCAAUCUAUUUAAUACGGUUUAUUGAUCACGAGUAGAACAAGAGUAUUUGAAAGGGAUUGAAGGUAGAUUGAUGG
This is a messenger RNA of Trichoplusia ni (cabbage looper), 2087 nucleotides long. Its product is annotated as zinc finger protein ZFAT-like. Bases 187 to 1854 code for a protein of 555 amino acids. Gene Ontology annotation, molecular function: RNA polymerase II transcription regulatory region sequence-specific DNA binding; DNA-binding transcription factor activity, RNA polymerase II-specific. The record is from RefSeq and is a predicted model, not a curated record. Gene Ontology annotation, biological process: regulation of transcription by RNA polymerase II. Gene Ontology annotation, cellular component: nucleus. The transcript has 7 exons. Lineage: Eukaryota; Metazoa; Arthropoda; Insecta; Lepidoptera; Noctuidae.